GGGCAUGAAAGUUUAAAACCACUGGACAUUUUCCCGGACGCGUUCAGUGGCUUAAAGAAGCUGAAACCAUUCUGUAUAUAUUAAAAUUCCGGAGAGGCCCUUUGAGAGUACUGCAGUAUCUCUUCAGUAAUGCAUAGUGUAGAUUAUCGGACGCCGAAGCAGCGAGAUGCUUUCAGCAAAAGAAAUGACAACACAACAAAUCAUGCAGCAGACAAGCAACAAUUUGUGCCACUUCGUACUCGCAAUUGACUCAUUUCCGAUAAAAGUGGUUAAUAACAAGACUUAAUGUGAUAAUUCAUUUAGUUCGGGAACAUAAGAUAAAAAGAAAAUUUAGAAGGACAAUUUCGUUUGGUCCUUAAUUUCACUGGGAAGAGAGAGAGGAUUUAAUUUAAUUUUUUUCGAAGACGAAAAAAGUGACACAUGGAAAUAUGUGUUUCAUUUUAAUUCACUGGUUGGUGUUUCUAAUCAUGGAAUUAUUACCGAUUUUAAAUGGACAGACCACACAAGUAUCCAUCUUUCUAAUAAUGCCCGACCGAGCCAAAUUGAACGGAAAUCUAAAAACCACUUUUUCCGAAGCAGUUUAUACACUGGGAACACGAGUGUUCAGAAAGUCUCCCAUAUAUUCCAAUCUACGCUUAAAGCAAUACUCUACUAUUAUAGACAAGGAAAAUCCGCGUGAAAUUUUGGAUAUGUUUUGUGAAACUAUUUUCAAGUCGCAUGUGAAUACUAUUUUGUAUUUUCAAUUACACCCAACGAAGGACCCCACACCAAAGUUCAUCAUAAAUAUGGCGGAAUACUUAAGAAUACCUGUCAUUUCCUGGGACCCACAAUAUCCAGGCGCUCUACAGCAUAAACAAGAAUCUACUGUUCUUCAAAUGGCACCGACCAUAUAUCACCAAUGUGCUAUGAUGCUCGACAUUUUGAAGAGGUUUAAUUGGACUAAUUUCGCCAUCGUGUCAACGACGACGUUUAAUAAUUUGGAAUUUACCGGAUCCAUUGACAUUCUCAUCAAGGAGCACAACACCAAAGUCAAAUACGACAGAAAACGCAGAUUCAAUCUUCUCUCAUCCAUAGUUGUUAAUCUCCGGCCCUUGGAUAACGACACAGUGAUCAAAACAAAAUCGAGAGAGGCCUUAUUAAAACACAAUAAUCAGGAGAACCGAGUGUUUCUUAUCCAUGUUAGUUCCAGAGAGGCAAAGGACAUAUUGGAAGUAGCAGACGAACUUGGUCUAACGGGAAAAGAAUACAUUUGGAUCAUGUCCUCUUUCUGCUUAGGAAAUAUGGACUAUUCCAGACCACCAAGAGCUUAUCCCCUCGGAAGUUUAGGCGUUACAUAUUCCAGCAUUUCCAAGGAUGGAUUUGAAGAUCAACUGAUAGACGAUGCAAUGAAGACUUCAGUCAGAUUAUGGGUUGAGACUCUUAAGAAAACGUAUACAAACAAAGAUCAAUAUAAAAUAUCUCCCAAUUUUUCCUGCCUCUCUCAACAGCCUCUCCAACAAUGGAUGGAUGGAGAAAAGUUCUAUCGAGUGAUGAGAAAUGUUCGAUUGGACAGGCCUACACCUGUUCAAUUCAGCAACAACGGUGUGAACCAACUUGUAAAACUAAGGAUAGUGAAUAUUCAGCAGUUGACUGAAAAUCAUAAAAUUUCAAGAGUCUGGAAAGAGGUAGGUAGAUGGGUACCUAUUGAAUCGAAUGUCACACACAAAGCAGAAAUGAUUGUCGAGAUGUCAGGAAUUACAUGGCCGGGAAAUGCCGUGUUACCCCCACUGGGAAAACCCGAGAAAAGAUUUAUGAGGAUUGUCACUUUAAAGGAAAAGCCUUAUGUGUUCUACCUGGACAAGGAUGCUAAUGGAAAAUGUCCACCGCCUGCUGUACCGUGUCGGCUGAUGAAGAAGAUUAACCCUGCCUACGACAAUUCUCUACAAAACAGAACGGUCUCUCGGUGCUGUGCUGGGCUAUGUAUCGAUAUCUUAAGGGUACUCAGCUCCAGGAUGCAGUUUGAUUACGAACUGUACGAGGUUCCAGACCAAACAUGGGGACUCCCAGAUCAGCAAACGGGAGAGUGGAACGGAUUAAUUAAGCAAAUUCAGGAUGGUUUGGCAGACAUGGUGCUGACGUCACUGAAAAUAACCCCAAAACGUAGUGAGGUUGUCGAUUUCUCCAUCCCGUUUUUGGAGACUGGCAUCACUAUAAUGGUCUCUAUCAGAAAGGGGAACAUAUCACCUACGGCAUUCUUAGAGCCGUACGAUUAUCCGUCAUGGUGCGUCAUUUUGGUGUUCAGUGUGCAUGUGACUGGAGCCGCCAUAUUUAUUUAUGAAUGGCUGAGCCCCAGAGGACUAAACAGGGGCGCCACUCCAUUGAGAGAGCACAGAUUUUCCCUCUUCCGGUCAUUUUGGUUAAUCUGGGCAAUGCUGUUUGGCGCCUCUGUAUCCACAGACAACCCUCGAGGGGUUUCGAGUAGAUUCCUCUCCAAUGUGUGGGCUCUGUUCGCAUUAGUCUUCUUGGCAUCCUAUACAGCAAAUCUGGCCGCUUUCAUGAUCACGAAAGAUGAAUAUUACAACUUGUCUGGAAUAAAAGACUGGAGGCUGACCAAUCCAUACUUCAUGAAUCCUCCGUUCAAAUUUGCCACUAUACCUAAUGGAAGCACCGAGGAAAACCUUAGAAAGAAUCAUUACAAUAUGUACAAAUACAUGCAACGCUACAACAGACCAACGGUGGACGACGCCGUUAAAGCUCUCAAACAAGGGAAGAUUCAAGCCUUUAUUUACGAUGCCACUCCUCUAGAGUAUCAUACGGGUAAUGACGACAACUGCGAGCUGAAGACGGUAGGAGAGAAAUACGCCAUGACGGGUUACGGUAUUGCUGUCCCCCAAAAGAAGGCCAAACAUCUGGAGGAGAUUAACGAGGUCAUUCUGGAACUUCAAGAAAAUGGCGAACUAGAAAGAUUAAGAAGAUUCUGGUUGGCUGGUGCUUGUCACGUGAAGCGAAAACGAGGCCAAUCCAGCCAUACCAUUGGUAUUCCAAAUUUUACCAGUGCUUUCAUUUUGCUGGCUUCUGGUGUACUACUUGGUGGUUUGGUGUUGCUAAUGGAACAUUUGUAUUUCAAAUUCGGUCGUCGCUGUCUCCGGAAAUACGACAAAAAUAUGUGUUGUUCACUUGUAAGCUUGAGCAUGGGCCGAUCUCUUACAUUUGAACAGUCUGUUAUGAAAGCCUUGGCCAGACAGAAACACAAUGAAUGCAAGAAUCCUCGAUGUGAAGUUUUAUUGUGGAAGGAAAGGCACAAUCAUGAUUUAUCUCUGCUUUACAUAAAUAAACUCAAAGAACAGCUCCAAAGCUAUGGUAUAACACCAGAAGAGGACCCGAUGAAACAACUAGAAAUUUGUGAUACUUUUGAUAAACAUAAUGGAUAUCCAACCACGUGUCAAUUUCUGCGAAGUCCAUUCAAAAGUAUAGAAAACAGACACGAAUGCCAUCAAUUAGACUCUUAUGACAGUACCCCGGUCAGGUGGAAAAGGAGGUCAUUAAAACGAUCUCCGAGUUAUACAAACGCAGUGGAAGUGCCAGUUCCUGAGAUCUCAGAAAAACAAAAAGUGCGAUUUAACGAAGGAAAAUUUUAUUACGAGGUAGACAAUGAGGGUUCCGAUCAGGAGACACUUUGAUUCAUUUCCAGAUUGGAGUGUCAUUGCUCUCUCUCUCCAUUUUUAUUGUAAACCUUAGUUAUUUAAGGUAACCUAUGUUAACAUCGCCUAUGCCGGUCCAUUGUCUGUCGAUCGUAAUCUUUAGGACAAUUUCAAAUCAUUUUUUUUUUCUGCAACAAAAAUAAAACAUCUCAAUAUUUGCAGUAUUUUGAGAGGGAAUUUUAAAAAAACUGAUAAGCUUAAUAUCAAAUUGAGGCCCCAAAGUUUCUUAUAUGACUUUCAUAUUUGCGUGACCGUCUUCCUAGGUGAAAAUCUUGUAACAUAAAGCAAAACUGAGAUUCUUCUUUCGUUAUUGAAGUAUUUUGUUCCGAGUCUGUCUCAUAAAUUUCCAGUGAACAAUUUCAAAACUAGGAAAUUCAUGUCUCUUGUGAAGGAGAGUGUGCCCCGGUGUGAAAAUAUUGAUUGUGUGAAUGCAGUACUCAUGUAUAUGUACACAUGUUGGGUUGUUAGAUCAUUAUACGUCUUAACAUAAUUAUUGAAGAAAAACGUAAAAUGUUGUUGCAUAAAAUCAAAGUUGACCGUUUAGGGUAAUGGACCAUUAGUCUAUCAAAGUUGGUAUAAAAAAAUAUUUGUUUGGUGAAUUUAAAUUAACUUUAUCAUUGAAUUUAAAAGUUUUGUUUUAGAUUGUAUAUCAUUAACUAUCAUUACAUUUUAGUAUAUCUUACAUUUCUGCAACAUUGUCUUUUAUUCAUGAAAAAUAUACUAUCAUCUAAGAAAAAAAUGUAAUGAAUUUGUUAAAGUACACUUGGCUAUGAAAUUAAAGAUGACAUGUAU
This is a messenger RNA of Saccostrea echinata, 4472 nucleotides long. Its product is annotated as glutamate receptor ionotropic, NMDA 2B-like. Gene Ontology annotation, biological process: monoatomic ion transport; synaptic transmission, glutamatergic; modulation of chemical synaptic transmission. The record is from RefSeq and is a predicted model, not a curated record. The coding region runs from base 429 to 3659 and encodes 1076 amino acids. NCBI's taxonomy places the organism in Eukaryota, Metazoa, Mollusca, Bivalvia, Ostreida, Ostreidae. The transcript has 16 exons. Gene Ontology annotation, molecular function: transmitter-gated monoatomic ion channel activity involved in regulation of postsynaptic membrane potential; NMDA glutamate receptor activity. Gene Ontology annotation, cellular component: postsynaptic membrane; plasma membrane.